Molecule: messenger RNA, 1820 nt
Organism: Exserohilum turcica Et28A
Lineage: Eukaryota; Fungi; Ascomycota; Dothideomycetes; Pleosporales; Pleosporaceae
Exons: 3
Coding region: 191-1507 (438 amino acids)
Source: RefSeq, a predicted model, not a curated record
CGAGCCUCGGGCGAGUGAACAGAUGUCCUGAAAAACAGGCCAAAGCUGCUAGACGGGGCCUGCCCACACUCGUGUCGUCUCUGCCGCCUCUGCCGUCGCCUCAGCCGCACCCGGCGACGAUGCUCCUCUUCUUUCCCAAAAGUCCCUUUUUUAUUUCCACGUCGUCUUUGCACAGGCUUGGGCUGUGGCCAUGUCAUUUGCCAUCACCAGCGCAGCGGGCCUUGCGCGACUCUCUCCGGCAUCGCGACGCGCCUCGUCGACGGGCGUCCUUCUGCUGGCCCUGACGGCAUCGCCAUUGGUAGCACCGGCGUCGACCAGCCGCAAUGCUGGCCUCCAUCUGCAGCGCAUGCCCAGCUACGCACCGCCGACCUGUCCGCUGAACAGAGACACGUCGCCGGCCACCAUCGGCCUACGCUCCCUCCACGGCCCCUCGCACAAUGGGCGGAGUGCGCCGCAAUACUCGUACCACGUUGCCGCGUCGUACUCGGCCAAGCAGGACAGCUUCGACGCCGACCAGAACCUGUACACGCGCCCGCUGCACGACCCCAGCAAGAGCAAGAUCGAGGACCUGCGCGAGUGCAAAGAGGCCAUCGACCCCCACCGGCGCGCCAAAAGCGGCCAGGACGCCUUCUUCUUCAGCCAGGUCGGCAACACGCACACGACGACAUUCGGCGUCGCAGACGGCGUGGGAGGAUGGGUCGAGUCCGGCUUGGACCCCGCCGACUUCUCCCACGGCCUGUGCGAGUACAUGGCCUGCGCCGCCCGCUCGUGGCCGCACGGCUUCAACACGACGUCGCUGCACCCCAAGGACCUGCUCCAGGUCGCCUACGACAAGGUCACGGACGAUGCCACCAUUGAGGGCGGCGGCAGCACCGCCUGUCUGGCCGUUGCCGAGCCCGACGGCAACGUCGAAGUGGCCAAUCUGGGCGACUCUGGCUUCAUGCAUCUGGGCCUCAACGCCGUGCGACAUUUCACACAGCCCCAGACGCACGCCUUCAACACGCCCUACCAGCUCUCCAAAACCCCCCACCGCAUGCUGGUGCAAAUGGCCGUGUUCGGAGGCCCCUCGACGCUCUCGGACCUACCAAAGGAGUCGAGUGUAACCCAUCACAAAGUGCGACAUGGCGACGUGCUCGUCUUUGCAACCGAUGGUGUGUGGGAUAACCUCAGCCCGCAGGAUGUGCUGGGCAUCGUCAGCCGCACCAUGGUCGACGUAGGCGCCUGGGUCGAGAAGGACGGCACCAUGGUUGUGGCCGACAAUCUCGCCAACCUGGUCCAAGCUGGCUCGGCCCGCAAGGCGGACAGCUCGUCUCUCCAAGCAAAGGUCGCAGUCGCCAUUGCAAAGGAGGCCAAGGUCACGGGGCUCAACACGCGCCGGGACGGGCCCUUUGCGAAGGAGGUGCAGCGAUACUACCCGGGCGAGAACUGGCAUGGCGGCAAACCCGACGAUAUUGCCGCCGUGGUAGCUGUGGUGCUCGAGGAUGCACCUCCACAGGCAAAGCUGUGAUCAUUCGUAAGACGUCUUGUUUGGCUGCAUGAGGCGAUGGCGUUUGGGAGAAGGCUCACAACUGGGAUCGGAACCUGAUUGCAUAAACACUCAAGAGGCGUGACUUGAUUGGAUGCUCGAGCUACGCAGUAUCUUACACCAAGCCUCUCAACCCGGCAUAGAUGAUUGGGUCGUUGUCUGCACCUGUUUUGUCAUGGUAUUUGUUUCUAUAGAGUUGUUUGUUGGAGCAAAGAGGACAUGGAUGCUAGAGUAAAAGCAAUAUGAUAUACGAAUGCGGUAGAUGUAGCGAUAGCAAUACAUACAAGUGUUUACG